AUGCUCUUAGUUUCAAUAGAUGGUGUUGCUAGAGUAGUUUCUAUUGGGAGUAGCUCCACUUUGACUUCAUUUUUAUUUAGCACUAUCUUGAGCUUACUUUUAUAUUCCAUAUCGAUAUUGGUUGCUUUAGAGAACACAGUUGGAUAUACAAUUAAGUCUUCCAUUAAAGAAGGUUCAAUUUUAACUUUAGUAUUGCUUUCUUGGAA
Molecule: messenger RNA, 206 nt
Organism: Dentiscutata erythropus
Lineage: Eukaryota; Fungi; Glomeromycota; Glomeromycetes; Diversisporales; Gigasporaceae
Source: the annotation of a GenBank genome assembly